Molecule: messenger RNA, 1233 nt
Organism: Cicer arietinum (chickpea)
Lineage: Eukaryota; Viridiplantae; Streptophyta; Magnoliopsida; Fabales; Fabaceae
Product: nicotianamine synthase-like
Biological process (GO): nicotianamine biosynthetic process
Molecular function (GO): nicotianamine synthase activity
Source: RefSeq, a predicted model, not a curated record
GAUUUUUCAAAGGUUGAGGAGCUAGUCCUUCUUGUUCAAUUUCAUCAACCUAUUUUUUUAUUUUUUUUUUAUAAAUCAAUAUAUUUGUGCACAAUUGUGAUUAAUCACUCUAGUCGAGUUGAAUUACAUAAAUAAAACAUCAUCUUGCACAAUUGUGAUUAGUCACUCAAGUCUGAUUCGACCACAUUUUACAGAAAAAUGGACAACACACAAGAAGUGAUAUUAAAAAAGGUAUGUAAAAUCUACGACAAUCUCUCGAGCAUAGAAAACCUUAAUCCCUCAAACGAUGUGAAUGACCUAUUUACCCAACUUGUAACAACAUGCACCACCUCAUGUAAUGAAUUUGAUGUUACUAAAUUACCCCAAGAAAUUAAAGAAAAAAUAGCUAAGCUAAUUACCCUUUGUGGAAAAGCUGAAGGACUACUUGAAAGUCAUUACUCAACUAUAAUAGGAACACAUGAAAAACCAUUAAACCACAUAAAAACCUUCCCUUAUUACCCCAAUUACCUCAAACUCACACAUCUAGAAUUCACUAUGCUCACCAAACACAUAACUCAAAAACCUUCAAAACUUGCUUUUAUUGGGUCUGGCCCACUUCCUCUAACCUCAAUCAUGUUAGCAACAUAUUACCUAACACAAACAUGUUUCCACAACUACGACAUUGAUCCAUUGGCAAAUUCAAAAGCUUAUGAUUUAAUUUCAUCACACCAAGACUUAUCAAAAAGAAUGUUUUUUCACACUAAUAACAUUUUUUAUGUGAAAAAUGUUCUUAAAGAUUAUAAUGUUGUGUUCUUGGCUGCAUUGGUUGGCAUGGAUAAAAAGGAAAAAACAAAAGUGAUUAAUCAUUUGGCCAAAUACAUGGCUGAUGGUGCUAUUCUUGUUGUGAGAAGUGCUUAUGGUGCUAGAGCUUUUCUAUACCCUAUUGUUGAUCCUUGUUGUGAUCUUAAAGGUUUUGAAGUUCUUUCAAUUUUUCAUCCAAUUGAUGAGGUUAUAAAUUCGGUUAUUGUUGCAAGGAAGUGUUCGGUGAAUCAAGAGGUUUACUUGAAAAGCAAGUGUUGUGAAGUUGAAGGUUUUAUUAAUCCUUUGAAUCAUGGGAAUGUUAUCGAGGAGUUGAGCAUUGAUGAGAAAGCUUAAUGUAUUUAUUCUUAAUAAUGCAUGUAAUUUGUUGUUGAGAAUGUUUAUUUGUGAUAUGAGAUUACAUUGCCGUAAUGAAUUCAAUGUUUUUUUUGGACU